AUGGCCAUGGCGUCGUCCGCCUCCUGCUGCUUCUCCCGCUCCUCCCAUGGCCGCCUCCACCCCCUCCGCUCCCACCUCCCGAACACCACCACCAGUAUCCCAGCGCGCCUCCCCCUCGGCCUACACUUCGUUCCCCGCCCCGCCCCAUCCCGGAACCCCCACCGGAUCUCCUCCUCGCCCUCGCCGGCGCCCGACGCCACCGACGACGAAGCACACAUCGCCGAAAGAGACGAGCAGGCGGACCGGGACGAGCGAUACGGGUUCGAGAUGGAGGUCCGCAAGCUGCCGGGGAAGAAGAACCGGCGCGUCGUGCGCGCGCGGGUGCGCGUCGGCGCGCCGCUGGAGGCCGUCUGGGCCACGCUCACCGACUACGAGGGCCUCGCGGACUUCAUCACGGGCCUCUCCGAGUGCCGCCUCCUCCGCCAGGACGCCGCCUUCGCCCGCCUCUACCAGGUCGGGGAGCAGGAUCUGGCGCUGGGGUUCAAGUUCAACGCCAGGGGCACCAUAGACUGCUACGAGGGGGAGAUGGAGGUGCUCCAGGCCGGGGCGCGGAGGCGGGAGAUCGCAUUCAACAUGGUCGAGGGCGAUUUCAAGGUCUUCGAGGGUAAAUGGUCUGUCGAGGAGGUCAAUGAUGUUAUUGAUGAAGGCGCUCCGGUUUCAGUGGGCCAUGAAUUUCAGACUACACUUUCUUAUGUGGUAGAGCUGGAGCCUAAGCUCUGGGUUCCAGUUAGGCUACUGGAAGGAAGGAUUUGCAAAGAGAUCAAAGCCAACCUUGUUUGUAUCAGAGAAGAAGCGGAGAGGAUCCAAAGAUUACAGGGCGAGUGAUAACUUAGAUGUAUACUGAAGGCUUUCUUACAACUUCACCCUUGGUUAUUGUCUGGAGCCCGCUCCUCAACAGAGUGCCAGCUAGAUAGAAGACCAUGGCACGGAACGGGUAAAGGUGUAGGUGCAUCUGAAGAUAUGUCGAAUCAUUUCCCAAACAUUUUGACAUGGCUGGAUGAGCAAAUGGAGGGACCUCACCGGAAUUCAAUCUUGCAAUGUAGGAUUUUGUUUUUGCUACUUAACUGAAGAAUGAGUGAUGAGUAUACAUGAUUCGGUUAAAAGAUGUUGAUGUUGGCAUGUUGGCGGUUUGUUUGCUGUGAUGUACAGACACCAAACGAGCAUCCCUGUGUAUGCAAAUCAUUCUGUAAAACGAUACAACUGAUAAAUAUCAAUGUCAUUGAUACAAUUGAUAA
Lolium rigidum is the source of this 1235-nucleotide messenger RNA. RefSeq lists its product as uncharacterized. Lineage: Eukaryota; Viridiplantae; Streptophyta; Magnoliopsida; Poales; Poaceae. The transcript has 5 exons. The coding region runs from base 1 to 825 and encodes 274 amino acids. The record is from RefSeq and is a predicted model, not a curated record.